UAAAAAGUUAAAAACACCAAAUCACAAGGCAAAACAAAAAAAAACACACUAAUCAAGUUGACUCAUGACCGAGGCGUUGAACAGAGACUACCAAGUUUGUGAAGAGAUCGGCCGGGGACGAUUCGGCACCGUUUUUAGGUGUACCUCACGAAUCUCCGGCGAAUCCUUCGCCGUCAAAUCCAUCGACAAGAGUUUAAUCUCAGGCGACACGCUCGACUCCCAAUGUCUCUUAUCAGAGCCCAAAAUCCUCCAGUUCCUUGCUCCAGAUCAUCACAUCGUUCAAAUCUUCGCCGUUUAUGAAGACGAUUAUCACCUUCACAUGGUUCUCGAACUCUGCGAUUCACAAGAUCUGUAUCACCACUUAAUGAACAAAGGCAUUCUGUCAGAAUCCGAGUCCAAAUCUAUAAUCACUCAACUUCUUCAAGCCAUUUCUCACAUGCACAAGUUAGGGAUUGUUCAUCGCGAUAUAAAACCGGACAAUAUACUGUUUUCGUCCGGAAAUGUUGUGAAAAUUUCAGAUUUUGGAUCGGCUGAAUUUUUUAACAACGAGAGCGAGGAGCUGAUGAGAGGAGUGGUGGGGACACCGUACUACGUGGCGCCUGAGGUGGUGGCGGGAAGGGAUUAUAAUGAGAAAGUGGAUAUAUGGAGCGCCGGUGUUGUUUUGUACAUAAUGUUAGCGGGAUUUCCGCCGUUUUACGGGGAUACGGUUACGGAAACUUUCGAGGCCGUUUUGAGAGGGAAUCUCCGGUUUCCGACUCAGGUGUUUCAGUCGGUUUCACCUAUGGCUAAGGAUUUGCUAAGGAAAAUGCUUUGUAAGGAGGUUUCUAGACGAUUCUCCGCCGAACAAGUGCUCCGACAUCCAUGGAUAAUAAGUGGCGGAGCGAAUGAUUUAACUUGAAGAUAUGGGAGAAUACUAGGGCCAUGUAAAAGUAAAUAUUAAGGUUUUGGUAGUGUAUAAAUUUAAAGUUCUGUAGAGUUUUUUGCCGGUUGGGAGUGCUUUGUUGAUGUGUAUUGUUGUGUUCAGAUAUGAAUAUGAAUAUAACACGUUUGCGGUGUUGAAGUUUUUUUUAUUGGAAUUGGUAGUCUCCGGAAUCUUAUCCUAAUGUAUCC
This is a messenger RNA of Pistacia vera, 1110 nucleotides long. RefSeq names its product phosphoenolpyruvate carboxylase kinase 1-like. Gene Ontology annotation, molecular function: calcium-dependent protein serine/threonine kinase activity; calcium/calmodulin-dependent protein kinase activity; ATP binding. The record is from RefSeq and is a predicted model, not a curated record. Gene Ontology annotation, cellular component: cytoplasm; nucleus. NCBI's taxonomy places the organism in Eukaryota, Viridiplantae, Streptophyta, Magnoliopsida, Sapindales, Anacardiaceae. The coding region runs from base 65 to 898 and encodes 277 amino acids. Gene Ontology annotation, biological process: intracellular signal transduction; peptidyl-serine phosphorylation; protein autophosphorylation. The transcript is spliced from 2 exons.